AUGGCAGCCCACAACGAGGAAGUCAUCCAUGUUGACGAGGAUGACUCGUUUGAGGAUGAGACGUACGGCUCCUUGUCCGAUGAUGCGAGCAGCUAUCUGACCUCUAUCUCGUCGCACAUCCGUAAUGGCAUUGAGGAAAAUGGCCGGCAGUACCCCGCCUACGGCAGAAACAUGUACGGCCUCCCCAUCGACGAAAGGGAGCAGGAGCGCAACAACAUCCAGCACAUCAAGUUUCGCCUCAUUAUCGGCGGGUUACUCCACCGCGCUCCGAUGCCCCCGGCCCCGGCGAGGAUAUUGGAUUUGGGCACCGGGUCGGGCAUCUGGGCGAUAGAAGCCGCCGACCGGUACGAAACUGCCGUCGUGACGGGCGUGGACAUCGCGCCCGUGCAGCCCGAAUGGGUGCCCCCAAACUGCCAAUUCGAGGUCCAGGAUAUCGAGGACGAGUGGCUUUUCCCUGCCAACAACUUCGACUUUAUACAUGCUCGCGAGCUCAUCAUGGCCAUUCGCGACUGGGACCGGCUGUUCAGGCAGGCAUUCCAUCACCUUCGGCCGGGUGCCUACAUGGAAAUCGGGGGCAUGUACCCGACGCCUACCUCCGACGACGGCACGCUGCCGGCCAACUCGCACCUGAAGGAAGUCGAAAGACUGUUCUUCGAGAUGGCCGAGGCGAUGGGUACACCCUUGAACGCGCCGCUCCUGUGGAAGGCGCAGAUGGAGCGCGCCGGCUUCGUCGACGUCACAGAGUCCAUUUACAAGGUCCCCCAGGGCAUCUGGCCGCGAGAUGCUCGGCUCAAGGACAUCGGCGCCUACGAGAACUUCAGCCUCAGGAACGGGCUGGACGCCUACUUGCUCCGCGGGUACACCACCCUGCUCGGCGGCAAUCCUGACGAACUUCAAAUCCUGAUCGCCGAGACGAAACGCGAACUGCGAAAUCCAAAAAUGCACAGUUAUGUCCUCUACUACAAUGUCUAUGGGAGGAAACCUGGUCCUGUGUAG
Fonsecaea multimorphosa CBS 102226 is the source of this 996-nucleotide messenger RNA. RefSeq lists its product as uncharacterized. Gene Ontology annotation, molecular function: methyltransferase activity. The transcript has 2 exons. The coding region runs from base 1 to 996 and encodes 331 amino acids. The record is from RefSeq and is a predicted model, not a curated record. Lineage: Eukaryota; Fungi; Ascomycota; Eurotiomycetes; Chaetothyriales; Herpotrichiellaceae.